AGCGGCGGCGCGACGCGGGGCAAGAUGGCGGCGCCCUGCUGGCGAGCCGCGCUGCUGGGCAGUCGGCGGUGGCGGGGCUUCGGCACCUCGGCUCCCCUGAGCCGCCGGACCGCCCCCCUGGGGCCGAUGCCCAACGAGGACAUCGACGUGGGCAACCUGGACCGGUUGGAGAAGUACCGAAGCUUCGACCGCUACCGGCGCCGGGCGGAGCAGGAGGCGCGGGCCCCGCACUGGUGGCGGACCUACCGGGAGCACUUCGUGGAGAAGCCAGAUCCCAAAGACAAGAUUGACAUCGGGCUACCUCCGCCGAAGGUCUGCCGGACCCAACAGUUGCUGGAGCGCAAACAGGUCCUCCGAGAGCUUCGGGCCAAUGUGGAGGAGGAGCGGGCUGCCCGCCUUCGGACAGCAAGCAUCCCACUGGAGGCUGUGCGGGCCGAGUGGGAGAGAACCUGCGGCCCCUACCACAAGCAGCGCCUGGCGGAGUACCAUGGCCUCUACCGAGACCUGUUCCAUGGUGCUACCUUCGUGCCCCGAGUGGCCCUGCACGUGGCCUACGCUGUGGGGGAGGACGAAGUGAUGCCUGUGUACCACGGCAAUGAGGUCACGCCCACUGAGGCUGCCCGGGCCCCAGAGGUGACCUAUGAUGCAAACCUGGGCUCCCUGUGGACGCUGCUGCUCACCAACUUGGAUGGACACCUGCUGGAGCCGGAUGCCGAAUAUGUCCACUGGCUGGUAACCAACAUCCCGGGCAGCAGGGUGGCCGAAGGGCAGGAGGCCUGUCCCUACCUGCCCCCCUUCCCCGCCCGGGGCUCCGGCUUCCACCGCUUCACCUUUUUGCUCUUCAAGCAGGACAAGCCCAUCGACGUCUCUGAGGACGCCCGGCCCUCGCCCUGCUACCAGCUGGCCCAGCGAACCUUCCGAACUUUUGAUUUCUACAAGAAGCACGAGGAAGCCAUGACUCCAGCCGGCCUGGCCUUCUUCCAGUGCCGCUGGGAUGACUCGGUCACCCACGUCUUCCACCAGCUUCUGGACAUGCGAGAGCCUGUGUUUGAAUUUGUGCGGCCGCCCCCUUACCACCCCAAGCAGAAGCGCUUCCCCCACCGGCAGCCCCUGCGCUACCUGGACCGGUACAGGGACAGUCACGAACCCACUUAUGGGAUCUACUGAGUGGCAGAGCGCCCCCUACCUCAAAGUGAGUGGGCCCGGCCUCCUGAGCCCCCACCCGCGUCAGGCUGUACAUGCAGGAACAGAAGACACGGCUCGCCAGGGCCCUGCCUGAGGAAGCCUCGGAGCCCUCCAGCAGGACCAGGGCUCUGGAGUGAAGGGGCUGGCCCCUCCGGGGGGAAGCAGGGGUGGGGUGUGAAUAAAGCUGAUUUUUGCUGGAGCAGGUCUUGGUCUGUGUUCUGGAAGCAGCAGGAAUCCCUCUGGUGAGACCUAGGGACGUGUGGUGGGAAGAGGGCCUCCUCCCCCCGACCCCCCACCAGGAAGUGACCCCUCGCCUCUGCCUCCUGAGGAUGUCAUGGGCCCUGUGAUCCAGGGGCUGAAGACCAGUUCAAAAGAAAACACUAGUGUUGGCCCCAGGCUGCUCCCACAGGCCUCUUGAAAGUGAGUUGCCAGGGCCUCCCUGGUGCCGCAAGGGGAUAAGACGCAACCUAUGAAGCUAUCCGCAGCCACUGCAGCACAAGUUCAAUCCCCAGCCAGGGAGAAACCCACAUGGCGCAGCAGACCUCUCCUGACUCACCUGCUGCUGCCUGUUCUGUUCCCCACUCUGUCUCUGAUGAGUCCUCUCACCCUCCACACCUCUGGCCUGUACCCCAGUUCUUGUAUGCUUACAUAAGUAAAUGGUGAAAAAGUGAGUUGCGAGCCUCCCCCAUGGUGCAGCGGUUGAGCGCUGGGCUGCGAAGCUGCCCGCAGCCU
This is a messenger RNA of Talpa occidentalis (Iberian mole), 1917 nucleotides long. It is a transcript of the gene MRPL38, whose product is annotated as mitochondrial ribosomal protein L38. Gene Ontology annotation, cellular component: mitochondrial large ribosomal subunit. NCBI's taxonomy places the organism in Eukaryota, Metazoa, Chordata, Mammalia, Eulipotyphla, Talpidae. The record is from RefSeq and is a predicted model, not a curated record. The transcript has 9 exons. Bases 25 to 1167 code for a protein of 380 amino acids.